Messenger RNA from Sphaerodactylus townsendi, 1082 nucleotides. Its product is annotated as pituitary tumor-transforming gene 1 protein-interacting protein-like. Gene Ontology annotation, biological process: protein import into nucleus. The transcript has 8 exons. NCBI's taxonomy places the organism in Eukaryota, Metazoa, Chordata, Lepidosauria, Squamata, Sphaerodactylidae. Gene Ontology annotation, cellular component: cytoplasm; nucleus. Bases 155 to 769 code for a protein of 204 amino acids. The record is from RefSeq and is a predicted model, not a curated record.
GCGGGGCAAGAAGAGUCACGGCGUCGGUAGUUCGAAGGCGGCUGACUCCGCGUUCUAUAGCGAGUGCGCCUGCGCGAGCCAACUAGCGGUUCCCUGAGCGAAAGAAAUCGAGAACGAAAGUUGACCGGGCGCUGCGGGUCAGCCGCGGUGAAAGAUGGAGGCGAAGGCGGCUGCGCAGUGGCCGCCUUGGCUUCUAUGCCUGUCAACGACCCUCUUGCUGUGCACCUGCUCGGCAGCGGAGGAGGCCACCGCGCUGCCAUCGCCCACCGCUGCCCAGGGAGCGGUCGGGCAAGCAUGUGCUGUUUUUUCUGGGAAGACUUGUGACGAGUGUAUCCAAAACACUUCAUGUCUGUGGUGCAAUGAAAACUCUAUUUGUAUGGAUUACCCCGUGAGGAGUAUUAUUCCAUCAUCUACACUGUGCCCACUGUCAGAGGCUCGCUGGGGAGUCUGUUGGGUCAACUUUCAGGCUUUGAUCAUCACCAUAGCUGUUGUUGCCGGCCUCCUUCUGCUUUCAAUAGCUGUCUGUUGCUGUUACUGCUGCUGCUGCAGAGGUCAUCGUGGGGGAUCCCACUUUCCAUUUCUUUUUAAACAUGCCCAGCAAACGAGAUUGGCUGAAGAAGAAGAAAGGUUUAUCAGAGAUCGGGAAGAAAAGCGGCUACAGUCUCUUCAGCGCAAACACGAAAGAAAAGCAAAGCACGAUGAGAUACGCAAGAAAUAUGGUCUUCUUCAAGAUUCUGACCAUCCAUACAGCAGAUACGAGAAUGAAUGAAAAUGGACAAUAUAUUGCUUCCAUAAAGGACCUGAAAAUUUCAAAGAAUUGUUUGGUUCAGCUUUUAGAUCACCACAUGUGUAGAUAAAUGUGUAGUGUAUGUUCCUUUCCUGUGCUGAACGCAACCUACUUAUCUAUGUUUUUGAUCAUUGCUACACAGGGAACAUUGAUUUUUGCUUCUCUAGACCCUUAAUGGAAUGGGAAACAGUGGGCAUAAAUAACAGUUACAUAUUUUUUUCCUGACCCCGUAACCAAUACAAAAUUUGGAUUAUCUUAUUUUCCAUGUUGCUAAAUAAAAACCAUUUCAAUGUCA